Molecule: messenger RNA, 4782 nt
Organism: Temnothorax curvispinosus
Lineage: Eukaryota; Metazoa; Arthropoda; Insecta; Hymenoptera; Formicidae
Gene: lovit
Product: proton-associated sugar transporter A
Exons: 14
Coding region: 2410-4287 (625 amino acids)
Cellular component (GO): membrane
Molecular function (GO): sucrose:proton symporter activity
Source: RefSeq, a predicted model, not a curated record
AAAUAAGAAAAUCCGCGUGGAAAGAAAGUAAGGGAUUUAAAGGCAUAUAAAAGACGGCUUUAUGAUGAUUUGAACAAUCUAAAGAAAAGGAGAAGAUAAGUCGACACGGGUCAACUAGUAAGUGUGGUAUUAACAAGAUGCACAUUCAUUGAGAUGCGUCAUGCAGAAAGGUUUGUGAUGUCAAAGAUGUCAUAUCUCGUAUUGGGAUAUAAGAAACCGUCACGUGAGUCUGAGUUCGGAAACAAUAACGCGAACGUUCGAUAUAGCUGAGAAAAAGAUAUAUAGAAUGCCUCGAAAUUGUUAGGUAUUUAAAGUGUCAUUCGAGAUAUAUUUGUUAUCAACGUAGAUGGAUGUCGAGAGAGAUUACGAUCGUCUGAUCUGCGAUGUCCAGAUUUAAUCGCCCACAAAAAAGUCGAUAACACGCUCCUUUAUUUGGGAGCGAUCGGUUAAUUCUGUCGUUUACAAAUUGUGGAAUGAUGUAAUGCCGGAAAAACACAAAGUGUAAUCGCAAUUUACCGAGUGUUUUACGCAGUGUACCGAGAUCGUUGACUUCGACAAGAAAGGGAGAUUCGAGAGACCAUUCGAUUGUUGCCCCGAGGAUUAAAGAGGAUUAGUUUUAUAUCGAUCGCUAUCGUCGAAAGGAUUUCUGUGCUUCUCGGAUUAUCAAUUCAUUUGAGAUGAUGCUGAAGGGGCACACGUGGAAGUCGUCGGCCUUGAGAUGCUGCGGAAGCUUUUUGGAAUCGGGACGAGAUACAUCGACGAAGAGGCGCGACGUUUUUUCAUGGGUGACAGCGGCCUCGCCAUUCACCACUUUCGGUGGCCGCGACCCUAACUGCCUCGGGUACGGCGCGAUAUUUAGACGAAUAUGGGCCAAUGGCAAAAGGAAUGCGCAGGGUCGACAGUAGAUUCUUUAGCGCCACGAUAGACUCGAUGAGAAACGCAUGAAUUAACCGCAUUGUAUCGUUAAAUAUCAAGAUAGAAGAUAGUGAAGAAGUGAUGAAUGAUGAGUGACUCCUUGAAAAUAUCCGAUCUGAUCUCUCGCGCCGGCCCUGCGGAAGCGAUUGGCGCGUACCGGGACACUCGGGAUGCCUUAAUUAGAACAAGUAAGAUGUGUAAGGAUAAAGAAAGGAUUUGAGAGCCUCCCGGAUGCCCAAGGAUUUAAUUUUACAGCGGCGUUCGAUAUUCUAAAGAGAAUUUAGGAGGUUGACACUGUUAAAGCUUCGCCUGGGAUAUAUCGAGCGCGGAACAUCAGCGGCCACGAAGACCUACAACGCGCGGAGCUUCCGUUGCGUGAAUGGCCUUGGUCAAAGUUACGUAUUAGGCCGAUAAACGAUAAUCGAUCUAUACACACUUUGUUGUCCCCAUAAAACUCAUUUAUUUCCUCAUUUCGUACCGUCGUUUUUCCCCGUAAUUUAUUUAUUUAACGAGGGUGAGAUGGAGCGCAAGAAGAAGACGGAGAGAGACGAAAUGAAUAGACCUUCGUGUUUGCUCGAUUUGCCGAGACGCAUUUACCGCUAUACGCGGUAAUCGGAUUGCAUGUGCCAUGCCGGGAGAGAGAGAGAGAGAGAGAUUGUUCCACCCCUUAUUGAACAUCGCGUAAACCUCCCGCCGUUACCAUGAAGAAAAAUACAACGGCAAAGUCCGACGGAUCUCCCAGAUUUACUCGUAGAAACAAAAUGAUCGCUCGAACUGCGCGGUACUGAUGGCGAAAAAUCUUUCCCUCAUUCAAUUAUCGAUUUCGCAAGGUGACUCGAAAUCGCAGAUUUUCACGUCAGUCUGUGAAUUUCAUCGACUUGUCGUUUUUGAAAUUGAAGUGAUCUGUCUUGGCACAUUGACUAGGAGCAACGAGAUUUCAGGAGUAACGAGCUACCCUCUGAACGAUACGCGGAAAACUCAUUUCAGUGAAUCGAGAAUCAAGCGAGUCUCGCGAGUGCCUCUCCUGAGAUUGCGCGGGCGUUUCUCGAGCUUUCGUGCUUGCUCCCGCGGCGAGCUUGCAGCGAUCAGUCGUCAGUCGUCCGUCCGCGUCCGCGUUUUCUCGCGCGGCUCGCGAUGUGGUCCAGUCGACUCGUAAACCGACUCGUAUUUCUGCCAAAAUUCCGCCAACGAUGAUUGAGAUCGAGAGUUCUUUGUGCCAUCUCUUGUUGCUUGGGUUGCUCAUAUUUAAUUGAUGAUGUAACGCAACGAAUAAUGCAACGCGGAGUUUCCUAAUUCGAAAAGAUCAAUCUGUCUCGCGCAUUAUGACAGAUAUAAAAUAAAAUCAUGUUGACACUUAUAAUAGUCCGCGAGAAAAAAAUAUGGAAAUUGCGGUUCGCCCAGUGACACCUUUUUGAACAAUGACACUUCUCCACACACUCGAGUGCCCCACCGUUAUAUCGCUUACCCUGUGUCGCGCGAGAUAAGGGAUUGAUCAUGGUGGACAAAUUGCACGAGUAUGAGGGACUCAUGGGUAGGAUUCACGGUGUUCGCGACGCCAUCAGGGAACGAUGGAGCGUGUGGAAAGAAUGGAAAAACAGUCUGAAUCUGGAUCAAGGCUUGGAAGGGUUAAGGCAUCAUCUACGGGGGCCGCCUAAAUUAGAGCGCACUUUGGACGACUAUUCUCACAUCUACAGGAAGAAGACCCGCGCCGAACUGGUGAGGGUAUCGGCGGCCGUAAUGGGAAUCGAGUUCUCGUACGCGGCGGAGACCGCUUUCGUCUCGCCGACGCUCCUGAAGAUCGGCGUCGAUCACCAGCACAUGACCCUGGUGUGGGCGCUGAGCCCCCUCGUAGGCUUCUUCGUGACACCCAUUCUCGGCAGUAUGAGCGAUCGCUGUAGACUCAAGUACGGCAGGAGGCGACCCUUCAUCCUCCUGUUAGCGCUCGGAGUUUUAAUAGGACUCAUCUUGGUACCGAAUGGCGAGCACGUUGGCUACCUGUUCGGCGACAUGCCGUUCCGCACGAACGAGACUAUCCCGCUCGGACAUCGCACAACGGCGAAGUUACCCGAGGAGGUAACGCUCGAAUCUGUUGAAAGGGCUUCUUCGCACUCCUGGGGCAUCUUCUUCACUAUUCUCGGCACGGUGUUGCUUGACUUCGACGCCGACGCCUGUCAGAGCCCAGCGAGGGCGUAUCUCCUUGAUGUCACUGUACCUGAGGACCAUGCCAAAGGCUUAAGCACGUUCACCAUAAUGGCAGGCUUGGGGGGCUUUAUGGGCUACGGUUUAGGCGGCAUCAAUUGGGACGCCACAUCGCUCGGUAUUAUGCUGGGCGGACAUGUGCACGCGACCUUCACUCUCAUCACGAUCAUCUUCAUCGUCUGUGUCAUAUGUACCAUUACCAGCUUCAAGGAGAUUCCUCUCCAAUUACUUGAGCGAGAUCAGUACCGGCAAAUGAACGAGCCGAAGGCUCUGGAAGAAGUCCAAGGGACAGAGAAGCAAGACGAACGCGAUAAGAUUAUCCCUGACGAGUCGAAAACGUACGGUGCGCUUAAUACUGAGCAUGAGACGGAUUCCUUGCAAACGGAAACGCAACUCUCUGACCAUUCCGAGGAACCUAUUUCCGAAGGCAGCCACGUCAAUUACGGCUUCGACGAUAUCGAGAGCGAAGCGAACCACAAGGCGACCCUGAAGGAGUACCUGCUGUCCAUCGUUUACAUGCCGCGUAGUCUUCGCCAGGUGUGCCUGACGAAUCUUUUCUGCUGGAUGGCGCAUGUAUGCUACUCCCUGUACUUCACGGAUUUCGUGGGCGAGGCGGUAUUCGGCGGGAAUCCGCGGGCACCCGCCGACACCGACGAGCGGGAACUCUACGAGGAGGGCGUGCGAUUCGGAUGCUGGGGCAUGUCCAUGUACUCGUUAUCCUGCUCGUGCUACUCGUUGAUCAUCGAGCGGCUGAUCCAGCGUUUCCGAGCGCGUAAAGUUUACAUCUACGGGCUACUCUUCUACAGCGUCGGCAUGCUCCUAAUGGCCCUAACAAAGCAUCCGGUCGGCGUCAUCAUCUUCUCGUGGGCCGCUGGCGUCAUGUAUUCUACGCUAUUUACCAUGCCCUAUCUACUUAUAGCACACUAUCAUGCGUCCUCGACAUUCGCCCUGACAACCGAGGGCAAUGCGGUUUCCGGCGGCUUUGUGCGCGGUCUAGGGACCGAUGUCGCCAUCGUCUCUUCUAUGGUAUUCCUCGCGCAGUUCCUGCUAUCCUGCUGCUUAGGCACGAUCGUUAGCUUCACGGGCACUACCGCAGCAGUGAUUUACGUCGCCAGUAUUCUGGCACUGUGCGGCGCGGCUUCGGCCACGCGUAUUAUGUACCUGGACCUGUAAAUCUCGCUCGUCGAUCAAGCAGAAUUUUAAGUUGUUAUGAUAAAUUAUAACGUCUCGAUAAUUGUCUAUAAGUUAACUUCGCAGAAGAAACUAGAAUAAUCGUUACAUUUAAAGAUACAAAACGUUCCAUUAGUUGCGGAUAAUAGUAAACUAAUGUGUUAAACUGGAGUCUAAGAAUAGAUUUGUAAGAUAACCAUGGCCAAUUAAUCAUUAUGUUAAUCGUUAACCAAUAAUCGUCAAUUUUAGUGAUCGUUUCGUCCGUUUCGCAACUUUGAUGUUAUCGUCUUAACGUAUAUUUUACUAACAAAUAAACUGGUUAAUAUUAAUUUGAUUAAUAUUACAAACCAUUACAAACUGCUAAAUGUUUCAGAAAUAUACUACAUUGAUUAAGUAAUAUCUAAAUAUUUAUUCACUCUAAACUAUUACAUAUCUACAUCAAUAGUGAAGGAGGACGGAUGUGUGUACAAUGUGUAGUAACAAGUAAACAAUCGAUAU